AUUUAUUUCACUUAAAACUUUCUUUCUAUAUUAGCUAUUACUCUAAUUAAUAAAUGACUGAAUUAGUUGGAACAUGGAAAUAUCUUGAAAGUUCCAAUGUGGAAGAAUUGUCUAGUGAAUUAGGUGAUUACUUAUAAAACAAUUUUUAUUUUGCAAUUUUAAAAAAUAAUCAGGAACUCCUAAUGAUGUAUAUAAUAUUAUCAAUAAAAUGAAAUCAAAUAUGAUCAUAGAUUUGGAUGAUAACGAAGUACGUAUAAAAAUGAUAAUAUGUGAUCAAGAACUGGAUCAAUCAUUUGAAUUGGGUCAAGAAGUUGAAGAAUUAACAUUUGAUGGACGAAUCGUUCGAGCUAUUGUGACCAUUGAAUCAGACAAGAAAAUGGUACAUGUACAAAAACAUGGCUUUACGGAAACUGUCAUUACACGUGAAGUUGAUGGCGACACACUGAUGACAACAAUAAAAUCUCAGCAGCAUGUAGCAACUAUCAAGUAUCAACGUGUUUGACGUGAUCAUUGGUAAAUGUUUCAUUGUUUAGUACUUUAAAUAAAUGAUGUUUAAAUAAAUAAACAUAUGAUGUUACACUACAGUUUACUUAUAUAGUACUUUAUUGGUUACAAUGAAAUUGUUAAUUUAUACCCUACAAUAACUACCCAAUGAAUAUAACUUUGAUAAUAGAAUCGUAAUUUUCUAAUUAAAAGUAAAAUAAAAUCAAUUCAUG
Schistosoma guineensis is the source of this 716-nucleotide messenger RNA. The record is from the annotation of a GenBank genome assembly. NCBI's taxonomy places the organism in Eukaryota, Metazoa, Platyhelminthes, Trematoda, Strigeidida, Schistosomatidae.